UCCUCCUCUCUCCGCCAUCGCUGUGGUGGUGCUAACGGUUGACGGCCGGCGGGCGCUGACGGUGGACUCCUGCGAGCGGUUGGCUGGUGCGUGCGGUUGACUGUGCCCUUCGCCAUGUCUUCUCACAAGACCUUCAGGAUCAAGCGGUUCCUGGCCAAGAAGCAAAAGCAGAACCGGCCCAUCCCGCAGUGGAUCUGGAUGAAAACUGGGAACAGAAUCCGGUACAACGCCAAGAGGAGACACUGGAGGAGAACCAAGCUGGGCCUGUGAGGACGCGCCCCGACGGCUCCCGGGCUCACGCCGCGGCGGCGCCGCUUGCACCCCGCACCCGCCCGUUCCUGAAAAGAUGGCUACUCCCUGGACAGUUGGACGUGUUUGGGGGGGAAAUUGUUGGAAGAAUGGGAGUUUUCUCUUUGUGAAUGUUCUCCUGCACUCAGAGGUUGCUCCGGUAAUAAAUAUGUGAGACCUUUAAAAAAA
Eptesicus fuscus (big brown bat) is the source of this 477-nucleotide messenger RNA. RefSeq names its product 60S ribosomal protein L39-like. Gene Ontology annotation, molecular function: structural constituent of ribosome. Bases 115 to 270 code for a protein of 51 amino acids. NCBI's taxonomy places the organism in Eukaryota, Metazoa, Chordata, Mammalia, Chiroptera, Vespertilionidae. The record is from RefSeq and is a predicted model, not a curated record. The transcript has a single exon. Gene Ontology annotation, cellular component: cytosolic large ribosomal subunit; ribosome. Gene Ontology annotation, biological process: translation.